This is a messenger RNA of Loa loa (African eye worm), 270 nucleotides long. RefSeq lists its product as hypothetical. The transcript is spliced from 2 exons. The record is from RefSeq and is a predicted model, not a curated record. Lineage: Eukaryota; Metazoa; Nematoda; Chromadorea; Rhabditida; Onchocercidae. The coding region runs from base 25 to 270 and encodes 81 amino acids.
UAGGGUGAUAGUGGUUCCGGAUUAAUGUUCAAGACUGGAAAUGGGAUAUGGAAUGUUGCUGGAGUUGCUUCAGCCGGAACAGAUUGCCGAAUUAUUAACAUAGCAAAUAACAUGAAAAAUGUAGAGAAUGAGCUAAUCAACGAUAUCAGCUUGGAUGGAAGUAUUUUCAUUGAUAUGCGAGCACACAAUCAGUUCAUUUGCCAAUAUACUGGGCUAUGUUUUGAUGAACAAUCCAAAAUUCAACCGAAAAUUAAGGCUAUAUUACUUUGA